Molecule: messenger RNA, 2571 nt
Organism: Penicillium alfredii
Lineage: Eukaryota; Fungi; Ascomycota; Eurotiomycetes; Eurotiales; Aspergillaceae
Exons: 1
Coding region: 1-2571 (856 amino acids)
Cellular component (GO): nucleus
Molecular function (GO): DNA binding
Source: RefSeq, a predicted model, not a curated record
AUGUUUCCGGUGAGACUAAACCGAGAGCACGAUCGAAGUCGCAAAAUCCGAACCACGUCGACCUCGAUCUCCAAACCUGCCAGAAACCCCAAGCGUUCCUCGCAAGGAUCCACCCGCCCGCCAACCAAGGAUCGCGAGCCCGCCCCGGCUGGUUCCUCCACUACAUCGUCGUCGACGACACAUAGCGCUCCCCCACGCCGGUCCUCGAUGCCGGGCGUCGACACCGCGAGCCGAUCGGGGACGGCCUCGUUCCUCGAGUCGAGGUCCAGCUUGCCAUACCCGUCCUUUUCGAAGGCUCACAGCAAGGAAGAUGUCCGCAAAGCCAAUAUCCCCACCCCGGAUCCGACCGACUUGACCGACCAGAAAGAGAACGACAAGGCCAAUAAUAACACACAGCAUGCCCGCACGGAUAACCAGCAUGCGCCGCCUAGCCCGCCGUUGACAGGGCUCGAUCAGUCCUCGCGCAAAGGGAGCGCGGUCGGGGACCAGGAUGAGAAGGAGAAGGAGAAGCCCAAGGCCAAGAAAACAAACGUCAAGAUAAGAGCCGAGGUCAACAGGUCAUCGUCGAGUCUUCGCUCCAAGCGGGACGAGAGCACCAAAUCAAGCAAGACGGCGCACGCAGAUACAUCCCCAAAGACCAAAUCCAAACCCGUCAAAGAAGAGAAGGAAGUACCGCCGCGCACUAGCCACAAGCCGUCGAAAUCCAAGCUCUCCGACGAGAAGAAGCUGCCCAAACGAUCCAGCCGCUCGACCAUGUCCCCCUCGCGCUCGAAUGUGACAGUCCGUGAUGUGGGUGCCGAGUCGACCACCGGAUCCGAUGCUACUUCGGUUGCCCCGAACCAGCAGUACACCGUCCCACGGAAGCCAAUGACGCCGCCCUCGAAGCCUCCUUCUCGCAACCAGAUCCGGUCGUCUACAUCUCAUCGCCGCACUCCUAGUAACGAGUCAAUCGAGUAUGGGAAACCCGUGACACCAGGCCCGGCGUACGGAGCACCCCCGCCCCCUCCACCUCCGCCCGAAGUCCCCGUUUCUAUUCCCCGAGUCGAUUAUUUGCUGAAGCAUGGUGGGCUGGAGCAUCGGGUGCCCAGGACAUUGCUCGUGGGACACGGCCAGGUCGAUUCAUCCACGCAGCAGCCAGCUCAGUCCCAGCAUGCGGCUGCCAGGUUCUUCGACCCAUUCAAUCGUCUACUAGAUGAUUAUCAGAAAGUCAUGAAUAAAAGUGGUUCCCUUGCGGUGGCGACGGGAUACCGAUCAGUCGCUCGCCGAUUGCUCGACCGCCUCGAGGCUGUUUUUGCGCGGGACAUCUCGUCCGAGCCGUGCAACUGUCUCAUGUGUGAGCGUGGAGAGACAGUGGAUCGCCCGGACGGCGUGAGUUGGGGCGAAGUCCUUGAACUUGUGUCUGGCCGUCGCGAACUGCCCAUGUGGCCCCCGUUUAUGAUGGCACCAUCUGCAGCAGACGCAGGCGUGCCGGGAGACGAACACGUCCCGAUGCAGAAGCUCGAUGUGGAUGUCCCUGAGGAAUUCCGCGAGCACUACAUGCGCCAGUCCCGGAAGACUAAAGUCGCUGUUGAUAAGUGGCUUUCCGAGCAGACAGACUCAGCCAGCAGCGCGCCCGACGAGGUGGAUGACGAGACCCUGACCUUUGCCAUGCUCACUCACCUCGAAUCUCAUCAGCGAUCGCUGUUCUGUUCAUUGCUCGGCAUCAACUCCUCGACUCCCGUGCCACGAUCUGACGAUGAACCGCCCCGUCCAAAGCCAUCGGCUCUUGUCUUUUCUGGGCUGGCUAUCCAGCGACUUUACCGUCUCCCGUCCCUGCCGCGCGACCCGGAGACUGCCAUGUACAUGCUCAACCACCCAGAACUGCAUCAUGUGCUGGCCACCCUCUCGGCCAUCAGUGAUGACGAAUGGGAAAUUCUUAUUUCGGGCCGAUUCGAUGGUUUCCUUCGCAGCGGCGCUGAGGAUGCUGUCCCCUCCGCCGGCGGACCUAACUCCCGCUGGAAUGCCAACCGCUCCAACACCCCCUUCAGCACGGGCGGCAUUUCCCGCGGGUCCACUCCCAACUAUAUGGACGCCAGCUUCCGACCCGCCAGCCAGCCAAAUGGCGGCGGAUCAUCCCCCGCAUCCUUCGGCGGGCCGAUCGCCCUAGACGAAGAGACCGAGAUCGCCGCGCUAGCGGAAGUGGAGCGUGAUAUCUUCCUGGGCAUGGAAGCCCUCGAAGAUGCAUUCGAGGCUCUGCAUUGCAAAGCAGAGGUUGUGCGCCGGGCUCUGCGUGAACGCGGCGCCGGGCUGUCGGUUGCCAACCAGAGCCGACGUGGCUCCUACCCAGAGGCGCGUAUGGGCACUCCGUUCUCGGGGGUGAAUGCCUGGGAGAGCGGCGGCGAAGAUGACUUCCUUGAUGACGACCGCUCUCUGGCGCCCGAUGACUCGGCCAGUAAUAUCAGCUCCAACCGUCGGCGCCGCCCGAAGCGGCGAACUGAGCGACGUACCCCGGCUCCGGUCGAAGAGGAGGACGAGGAAGAGGACCGGUCGCAUGCUGGCCGUCGGGAUGCACGGAACUCGCGCCGGAGGUAA